This is a messenger RNA of Pelodiscus sinensis (Chinese soft-shelled turtle), 2559 nucleotides long. RefSeq names its product abhydrolase domain containing 17C, depalmitoylase (gene ABHD17C). The record is from RefSeq and is a predicted model, not a curated record. NCBI's taxonomy places the organism in Eukaryota, Metazoa, Chordata, Testudines, Trionychidae. Gene Ontology annotation, molecular function: palmitoyl-(protein) hydrolase activity. Gene Ontology annotation, biological process: protein depalmitoylation; regulation of postsynapse organization. Gene Ontology annotation, cellular component: endosome membrane; plasma membrane.
GGGGGGGGGGGGCUGAUUUUUAUUUUUUAUGUGCUCCAGGCAGCCAGAGCAACUUGGGCUGUGGGAAAUGAGGAGGUGAUUUCAGCCUCUUGGGGGAGUUGGAUUGAUCGUAGGAUUAGUAAUAGAUUUUGGAAGGACGGUGGCACUUGAUUUAUGUUUUGCAUUUCCUCUCUCUCCCCCCGAUGGGUUUACUAGAUUUGGAGAGCUGGAUUCGUUUUGGUAGCUUACAGGUUUAGGGGGACAGUUUGCAUUUGGGGGUGUAGUUCUUGCAAGGCCGACAGUGGGUUGUCGUGGGUGGCCUCUGAAUUUUUUUUUUCCAGUGUGAGGAAAUUUUUCUCCAGCGUCUCUGAUGCCAGAACAAGGCCCCAGAAUGAACGGUUUCUCUCUGGGCGAGCUGUGCUGGCUGUUCUGCUGCCCACCUUGCCCUAGCCGCAUUGCUGCUAAGUUGGCUUUCUUGCCCCCGGAGCCUACAUAUACAGUGCUGCAGCCUGACCAGCAGCAAGAGGCUGGGGCGGCGGCAGCAGGGUCAGGGACCCCAACAGGAACAGGCAGCUGCAGUCUGCACUUGAGUGAGCGGGCGGACUGGCAGUAUUCACAGCGGGAGUUGGAUGCCGUGGAGGUUUUCUUCUCUCGCACAUCUCGGGAUAACAGGUUGGGGUGCAUGUUUGUGCGCUGUGCCCCUGCCAGCCGGUAUACGCUGCUCUUCUCGCAUGGCAAUGCUGUGGAUCUCGGUCAGAUGUGCAGCUUCUACAUUGGCCUUGGCUCUCGCAUCAACUGCAACGUCUUCUCCUACGACUACUCUGGCUAUGGGGUGAGCUCAGGCAAACCCUCUGAGAAAAACCUGUAUGCAGACAUAGAUGCAGCCUGGCAAGCCCUCAGGACAAGAUAUGGUGUGAGUCCUGAGAACAUAAUUCUCUAUGGUCAGAGUAUUGGAACUGUCCCGACAGUGGACUUGGCAUCUCGGUACGAGUGUGCAGCUGUAAUCCUUCAUUCUCCUUUGAUGUCUGGAUUACGGGUAGCUUUUCCUGACACCAGGAAAACGUAUUGCUUUGAUGCUUUCCCAAGCAUUGACAAGAUAUCUAAAGUAACCUCUCCUGUGUUGGUAAUUCACGGUACCGAAGAUGAGGUAAUAGAUUUCUCCCAUGGCCUGGCAAUGUAUGAGCGAUGUCCACGAGCAGUGGAGCCCCUCUGGGUGGAAGGGGCUGGGCAUAAUGACAUAGAGCUUUAUGCACAGUAUCUAGAAAGACUAAAACAGUUCAUAUCUCAUGAACUCCCCAACUCCUGAAGAAGCCUACUUGAUUUUACCUCAGUUACUGUGAAUGGAAGAAAUGACCUGUUUUUGCACAUGCUUUAACUGGAUAGCUGUAAUAGCUUUACACUAUGAAGAAAUACCUGUCUUUAGGGUGUUCUAAUCAAACAUCUGAUGAAACUUGUCUUUUAUAUCUGGAAAUUAUUCUACUAAUGCACACAAUAUGGUCAACUACUGUAACUCCAAUGAUUUUAGUUUCAUUACCUUGGCGGACAUUGGGAUAUGAAUAUGGGGAUCCUUUUUACCUAUUACUGUAUUAAAUAUUCUAAAGUCAGUUUUUCUCUAUCUUCUGAUCAUUUAUAAUACUGGCCUAGGAGACUUUUUUCAAUGAUCUCAGUAUUUGGAACACAACUGUUAUGAAUUACAGCUUGUUCUUAAUAAUCGAUUCAUGGGUUCAAUCUAAGGGAGUACUUUCUUUGUAAAUUUCUAGCUGUGGUAUUGUAACUGGCAAGUUAUUGUGAUGAGGUUUUUCCUCUUAGUGAUCUUUUGUUAACUAACUGAUCUUCCCAAGUAAAUUAUUUAAGAUGUCCUACUCUUUCCUGGAAAAACAAACAAACAAAAAGCCACCCUACUACAAGGGGCUAAAUUCUCUCAGCCAUUUUCUGUAUAAAUAUAACUGGAAUAUUCUUAACGAAAAAUUGACUAACUUGUUUUUGUUUAAUGAAAAUGUAAAUUCGUUAAUAGAAAACUCCUUUUAAUAUUCAGAUGGUCUGAAUAAGAGCCAUAACAUUUCCUUCUGUAAAGCAUUCCUGUAGACUUUUUAAAAGUACUGUACAUAUUUGAAUUUACAUUGUGCAUAGAUUCUUGAUUGGUAGUUUUAAUUUAAAUCUAAUUACAAUAAACUUCAAAAUUCUGGUUUGUAUAUGAUUGAAUACAUUUUGUUAAAAUAUGUUUUUAUCCCUAUAUUAUUUUGCUAUUAAAAUUUUAUAAGGUUUCCAGGACAAAAAAUUAACAUUUUAUGUUUUGAUGAAUUUAUGUAACUAAAUUUUCAUUGAGCUAAUCUUUUUAGUUUAGAAGUAAUUUGAUUCUUUGACACUGGAAUCGCACAGAAAUAUGCAUCAGAAAUGCAAGACACUUACAAUUGUUACACUACUACUAUAGGUCUAAUUUUUUCCAAAUUUAAAGGCCUUAAAUGUACUGUAAGCCUCAGAUUGUUGUAAAAAUUGAUUGCGAUUGAUUGCAGUUUGUGUACUGUUGCUAAAAUGCAACACAGUGGUUGUAAUGGAAUAAAGGAUGCAUGGAUUAGAGCA